Molecule: messenger RNA, 1166 nt
Organism: Priapulus caudatus
Lineage: Eukaryota; Metazoa; Priapulida; Priapulimorpha; Priapulimorphida; Priapulidae
Product: trafficking protein particle complex subunit 6B-like
Exons: 6
Coding region: 137-619 (160 amino acids)
Biological process (GO): regulation of GTPase activity; endoplasmic reticulum to Golgi vesicle-mediated transport
Cellular component (GO): trans-Golgi network; cis-Golgi network; TRAPP complex
Source: RefSeq, a predicted model, not a curated record
AUGGAGACUAAAUGAAGAGAUAUGGGACCCGUCUAUAGUGAUUGCGAUCGAAGCGAAAGUUGAAUUCUUUCUCUGUGCAAGUUUAUACGGAUUUUAUAACGCUGUGUACGCUUAGAAGGCACGUUUUCUUGCAGAGAUGGCCGAAGAAGUACCGUUCGAUUUUCUACACAUGGAAAUGAUCAAUUUUGUUUUCAAUCCACCUGAUGAUUCGAAGAAAGAGGUGAAGACAGAAGAGGGAAUGACAACCCUGGAAUCAUUAGGGUUCAGGGUUGGCCAAGGCCUAGUUGAAAGGUUAACCAAAGAUUGUCCAAGAUUUAAAGAUGAGCUUGACACCAUGAAAUUUAUCUGCAAGGAUUUCUGGACAUCUGUUUACAAGAAACAGAUAGACAAUCUACGAACAAAUCAUCAGGGUGUAUACGUUCUACAAGACAACAAGUUUCGUCUCCUGACUCAGAUAUCUAUUGGGAAGCAAUACAUAGAAAUUGCACCUAGGUUUUUGUCUUUUACGUGUGGACUGAUACGGGGAGCUUUAUCCAAUUUAGGCAUAACAAGUGUGGUGACUGCAGAAGUUAUCACCAUGCCUGCCUGCAAGUUCCAGAUCCAGAUACCAAGGACAUAACAACAGUUAAAUAAUGUCUAACAGAUUUUAAUCCACGAAUGAAUUAAUGUUGCUAGUGUUCAUUGAGGCUAAACUGAGGGUUGUUGAAGUGUAAAUAUUUAUUUGUAUAUAAAAAUGUGCAAGAUGACGAAUUACAGUUAAGGAUUACCAUAAUUGUAUGGAUUCUCUAUUUUUAGUUUGCAUUUCAAAUUCUUUUGUGUUGGGUGUAAUACCAUCCAUAUCAUAGGUAUUUCAUGCGAUUUCUUUCUACAAACUUGUUUUCAAGUUUCUGUGGAAAUGUGCACAGCCUCUGCAUUUAGAUAAAUGUGUAUAAACUGUGUUUAAUUGGAAUUAUAAUAAUAAUAUAGGUGUACCCCUGUUUAAGGAAUAACUAAAAUAAGAUUCACGUUUUUAAGUUUGUCCUAAUGUUACUAACGAUCAAGAUGUCCUGCUAGGCUUUCAUCGCUAAGGAUUGCAUACCCUAUGCAACGGAAAGCCGAGCUUAAUUUAAGGCUAUUAAUCUAAAAUAUUAAGUAGUAUUAAAUAAACAAUCUAUUUCAAAGGCAAA